Strongylus vulgaris is the source of this 552-nucleotide messenger RNA. NCBI's taxonomy places the organism in Eukaryota, Metazoa, Nematoda, Chromadorea, Rhabditida, Strongylidae. The record is from the annotation of a GenBank genome assembly.
AUGAGGCGAGUGGCGUACUCCAUAGUGCUACUUUUGCCGAUUCUUUGCUACAUUGUAUUUGCUGAUGUUCCAUCUGAAAAAACAGAAGAAGUUAAAGAGUUGGAACUUGACGAACCCUUUCACUAUGAUAGCAACAUGACCGUGUCGCGAACGAAACGCCAAUUCCGAUGCCCUCCCAACUGCUUCUCCACAUGUACCAGCAACUAUCAAUGUCCCACGCCAUCCGUCUGUCUACAAGGCUGUUGUUGUCCGGAUAGCCCCGUCAACCUUGCAACUGCUUGUUCUGGCGGUCCUGCUGUAGCCGCCUGUCUUGGUGGGCUUUGCGGUCAAGGAUUCUUCUGCACAGUAAACAACUUCUGUUGCCGUUGUCAGUCAGGCAACUCAACAGGGCCUUGCGUCAAUCAACAGUGCCCAGUGGGUUACAUCUGCAAUACUAACAACUACUGUUGCCCCAUCGGCUCAGGAGGAGUUCUUGGACCUUGCGUUAAUGGACAAUGCCCACCUGGCUACACCUGUGGCGCUGGAAAUCUGUGCUAUCAGACAUCAGGAUAA